GUCGGCGGCAAGCAGGGCGGCGUGGACACUCCGGAUUUGUUCAACAGCAUGGUCGAGAGCGCCCUGGAGCCAGUGAUCCAAAGUUGGCGAGUCCGGCACUUCGGGUUCCCCUUUGGCGACGAGGGCGAGCAGGGCGGGUACCUGAACCACUUGAUCUGGGCGGACAACUUCAUCAUUCUGGCUGCUGACAUCGACCAGUUCGAAAGUAUGGCCCAAGAGCUCACGUCCGCCAUGGAGAGUAUCGAAUUCACAUGGAAAGAAUCGUCCCUAGAAGUUAUGGCUUGCGGGGCCUUGGCAGAAGAGAGCAUUCGUGCGCCCGCCGUGCGGCAGACAGGGAAGAGUGAGUCUUUACUUUUCGCAGUUGUUGAUCAUAUUGUUCUUCUGGGUGCUCACAUAAACUCCAAAUCGGAGACCGCCGCAGCACUGGAACAUCGUUUGGCCAAGGCGGAAGCGCACUAUUGGGCCCACGUUGGAGCCUUUCGGGGCGGUGGCACCAUCAAGAGCAAAUUGAAGGCGUGGUGCACGGGUCCAUCGGCAAGUGUGCUGCUGGGGUCGUGCGCUUGGCAGGUGAGCCAGUCUUUGUUGCACAAGCUGAAAGUUUGGGAGUGGCACUUCCUCCGGAGAGCAUUUCGCCUGAGGCGCAAGCCCGGCGAGGGCGCGAUGGCAGCCAACGUCCGCACUUCAGCGCUGAUCAAACGGUGGAUGCACGUACACAAUGUGAAGCCCUUGCACAUCCGGGUGCUCCGCUCAGUCUUCAAGCACGCCUGGCGAGAAAAGACUUUUCCCGGACAUGGUGGGCACAAUUACCUGGCCAUGAGCAGGUCCUUCCGGUCUCGCGAGUGGUGGGAGCAUUUCAAGUACUUCGGGGAAUACCGCAAGCGACGACGCCUGAACAUGCUGCAUUCCUCGGGGGGGCAGUUCUCUCAUCGGGAGGACGUGUUCUGCGAGUAUUUCGGCGUCGACUGGCGGGAGGUGUCGUGCGAGGCUUCGUGCAAGCGCCCCCGAGUGCAGAAGUACCGGGUCGAGGAUUUGCCUGCCCGCCACGAGAAAGACGGCGUCGACGAGGAUGUCAUCGUCUGGGACACCCGGGCGAAGAGGUUUGUCACUGUCUGCGACUGUCAACCAUUAGUGGACGUGGUCAUGGGCAGAAACCUUCCAGCGGGGUCGGGCAACGCUGCGGUAUUUGAGAAAAUCUAUGGCCAAGUGGCGAGCCUAUUUGACAACGGUUGGUUGCCCUACCAGAGUCACCAGGACCCCGUGCUGUGGAGAAACCGCAACCACAACGCGAAGGCCGACCACAUCGCCAACGUCACGUUGAAUGCCGGGAAGUCGUGGCACCAGGAGUACCCAUUGCCACCGGGCCGCCUGUUAUGCGAUGCAGUCGUGGUGACGCACUGCGACGGCGGCCGGCGAGGGCCAGGCUCCACGGCAGCAGCGUGGAUCGUUGAAGCUAUGUGGCCGGACGACACUCUUCAGGUAAUCGCUCUCUCUGGCGCGCACCUGGACGACGCUGCCGCGACAUCUUCGUUCGAUGCUGAGGCGCUG
Prorocentrum cordatum is the source of this 1545-nucleotide messenger RNA. The record is from the annotation of a GenBank genome assembly. Lineage: Eukaryota; Dinophyceae; Prorocentrales; Prorocentraceae.